CGGUUUGUUUGGGUUUAGGGGAAAAUGCAUGUAUGAAGAUUCUUUGUCCAAGAAGUCACAUAGUAUAGCGGACGCCAUUGCUGGUGCAAAGUAUUUUGCAGACAUUUAUUUGAUGUUUUUAGCAGUCUAGCUAUAUGUAGCUAUGUGCUGUGAGGACAUCAUACGCUCACUACACAGGGCAAAUUUAUACUUCACAAGUUGUGCCAAAUAUACUAAAAUGUCUCAAACUUUUUACUUAUCGGUCAUAUGAUGACAUUUUGAGAGAGAGGACAAGUAGCUGAAGAGUUUGAUGUAUAAUAUGUGUAUGGCAUGUAAAAGCUGUGUCAUUAAAGGACUGAAAACUGAUAUAAUCCGAUAGGCCGAUAAUAUGGAACGUCCCUAAUAAAUAAAUAAAUAAUUCUGGCCAAUCAAAAAGAAAUAAGAAAAAAUAUAUAUAUAUAUUUCUUUUAUCAGUCAUGCUGAUCGAACUUGAUUUUUCUUUAUUUCAGGACGUUAGGUAAAGGUUUUAAUUUCUAUUUCUAUUAGCUCUCUCUCUUCCUCUCUCCCUGCGUGUGUGUGUGUGUGUGUGUGUGUGUGUGUGUGUGUGUGUGUGUGUGUGUGUGUUAGCAUGCUAAAAUCCUGAUCCUAAGCAAAAGGAAAAAGUGUCAGGAUGUACUCAGCUAGUGAAGCCUGACCCAAACCGUUUUAUUGCCACGUCGUUAGCUUUUAUUUCUUGUAGAUGACGACUGUGAACAGAUUAUUUUUCGGAUCUUUAGUUAUUCACAAAGCUUGCUGACAAAACCAAAAUCAGAGUUAUUAAAUAAGGAACAAGCUAACCAGUCAUGCUGUCACGCUGACAUUCAGAAAAUUGUUCACAUUUUCUCCCAACCACUGCAAAGUGAUGCUGACUUUUCUGUGAUGAGUCAGCGUCUGUGAACCUGGCAGGUGAGGGGAAGUUGUGUUGGAAAGAACCUUUUAGGAGGAAAACUGUCGCUGUGAUCCACCUGGUCACCUUACUGAUGCAAGAGGACAGGUAUUCCCCUGGAUGAAGACGGUUGGUGUCAUUAGUGGAACUCCACAGAGGUAUUUGACAAGGUGGUCAGAUUAAAGGUCUCAUACACUGACACUGAUAAUUAUAAUGUACAAUUCAUGAAUGAUGCAUAAAACAUGAAAAACAGUUAAUAUGAUUUCAUCUGCAUUGAAAUGAACAGAAAAGUGUUCCUGUUUUCUAUCCUGAGAAAGACACGCCCCCCUUCAGUUAAAGACUUGACGUACGAACUCAGGCCCAAUCGGGUCAUUUGGUGCCUGAUUUCCAGUGGAUCAUGUCCAGAGUGGAGGUGUUCAGGGAAUCCAACCUUCAGGCUUUACUGAGGGAAAUUCGCACUGAUAUCGCCAUGGCUGUGGAUGAUUCUUUCCCUCUUGUUCACGGCUUGGCUGAUAAAAAUAUCAUCACCGAGAAGCUGCUGAAGGACACUUUGGAGAAGGAGAGCAGUGAGGGGAUUCACAAAGCUGUGUACUUCCUCCUCUCCUGGGUGUUGGAGCAGAGCAUGCCCACUAUCCGGGCUUUCUGGAGCAACUUAUCCAAAGACUACAAUGCGGACAGUUAUCCCAGGCUGCAGAAUCUCCUCGCUAACCUGCGAUCCAGCCAGGAUGCUCCAAAGCCAAUCAUAACCAAUCACAGCAAGAAGAGGAGACACAAGGACAGAGGAGCAAACUCCCAGCAAUCACAGUAUCAGUCCAAGAAAAAUGAUGGCACAGGGAGUAAAGUUAAGUUAUACAGAGUGAAGAGUGAUGCUCGCGCACCUGAAAAUGUGUCCUCCUUAGGUCUGCAGGUGGUGUCCUCCUCAGCCCAGAGAGGAGCCCCACUUUCCUCCUCCUCCACCUUGUCACCAGAUCCAUCUGUCAGGUGUGAGAAAAAAGAAAAGAUAAAGAUCAAACGAGAGUACGCAUUAGACGGUUUGAGCAGGAAGUGCAUCAAAGUUCCUGAAGUGUUUUAUGCUCAGUGUUUAGCAGAUGAGACAAAAAGUGAAAUGUCUGCCAGGACCUCAUUUAACCACCAGGGGGAGACUGCUGCAAGCAUGAGUCACUGUAAUGAUGACGAGUGUGCUGUGUGUAAAGAUGGCGGGGAGCUGAUCUGUUGUGAUGGUUGCCCUCGAGCCUUCCAUCUGGCCUGUCUCAAGCCUCCUCUAUCUUCCAUACCCAUCGGCUCUUGGCGGUGUGAGUGGUGCUGUAGACACAGACUGAAGGGAGAGGAUGUCCCACAACCUUUAAAGACUCUUUCAGCCCAGCCUCAGCAAACAAACACAACCUCCAGUAUCUCAAUGACAGGCGGUUUAUUCUGCUCCGCUCCAUCAUUCUCCAUCACCAGCGUUACAACCUCUCUGAACGUGUCAGGUGACAGAAACCAGCAGUCAGGUGGAGAGCUGGUUGGUGAGAUGGAGGUUUGUGAAGUUUGUCACCAUGGAGGAGGAGAUCUGACACACUGCCUUCAGUGUUUGAAGUGUUUCCACACACACUGCCACUUUUCCAAAGGGAGAUCCAUCUGCGUGUCCUGCCGCCAGCCAUGGUGCAGCGCUGCAGAGAAAGAGGCUGAGGCCAGAGGGCUGCAGGUCACAAAAAAUGUCCAAAACACACUCAGUCAAGAUCAGAGCUCCUUCAUGUCCGAGCCGGUUGUCAAUAAAGAGGAACUGGACUCCAUCCUGGGAGACCAUGGCUCCCUUGAAGGCCUGAUGCAGUGGGCUUUUCACAACAUCCCCCAGCCUCUUCCAGACUCUCAGGGAUGCUACCAGUGAAACGUCAUCAGACAGUGAAAUGAAAAAAGGCUCACUGAAUAAAAUAAGAUGAGCCACCUGAUACUGAAUGUUUUUUUCUAGCAGCCUGUAAAAUAAAUCUCACAGCAAUAAAUAAGAGGAUUAAUUUGUUCACCUUUCAUCUCUGCCUCAUUUAGGAAUCCAGAAUAACCCCAAGAGUUUCUGUUCUGCUUGUUCCGCCUCUCUAAUAUUUGCCCUAAUAUUUAACCCUGCACUUUCCGGGAUUUCUUCACAGUUUCAGAGAACUAGUCAACAGGCCCGGGGUCAGCACUGACGUGGGAGAGCUGGCAGGAGGCCAUGGACUUCUCUGUUCAGGCAUGACGGAUUAUCACAAACAGAAUUACACCAACAUUUAACUUUUGCCAUUGUUCUGCACCACACAGAAGAUGUGAAAGGCUUCAUGCCUGGACAGAGUUUAAUGCAAAAAGAUUCAUCCAGUGUGCACAGAAGUUUCCAGAUGUUUUCUUUCUUACGUCUUUUUAGAUUAGUAACAGAGUUUGCAUAAGUGUGCUACACCAGAUGGUUCUAAUACAGUUCGGUAUGCGCCCUGAGAAAUGCCUCUGUUUGACAUGAAUUCCUUGUGGAGUGUAUCACGUAGAUGAGAUGUUGUUUUUGUCAUGCAAUUCAUGAGUUUUAGCAUGACUGCCAGUAGGAUGAAACUUGGCCGAGCAGCUCAUGGAUUCCUCUCCUCCCAGUAUUUGGUUGCCAUGGCGCCCUGCUCCUUCGGGCCCAAAACAGAGGAUGAGAAGAACACAUUAUUUGCCGCGUGUUUGUGCAGAUUAGUCUGGUUUAUCAGACCAUUUUUGGAUGAAUAAACAACAAAGUGUUUUGCAAACUAGAGUUCUCACUGACUCAGAAAAAGAAAACCUAAUAAAAAGAU
Molecule: messenger RNA, 3669 nt
Organism: Nothobranchius furzeri (turquoise killifish)
Lineage: Eukaryota; Metazoa; Chordata; Actinopteri; Cyprinodontiformes; Nothobranchiidae
Source: RefSeq, a predicted model, not a curated record